Desarmillaria tabescens is the source of this 1002-nucleotide messenger RNA. RefSeq lists its product as uncharacterized. The record is from RefSeq and is a predicted model, not a curated record. The coding region runs from base 1 to 1002 and encodes 333 amino acids. Lineage: Eukaryota; Fungi; Basidiomycota; Agaricomycetes; Agaricales; Physalacriaceae. The transcript has 19 exons.
AUGGCCGAAUCUUCACUCAACGGUACUUUUGGUGCAUACCUCAUUGGUGUCAUCGUGUCUGCAUGCUUGUUUGGCGUCACCUGCACUCAAACCUGGUAUUAUUUCACUCGCUACUCUGACGUUACCACCCUCAAAGUGUGGGUGGCCGCUAUAUGGAUUUUGGAAGUUUUGCAUGUAGCAUUCCCUGGCCAUGCCAUUUACUAUUAUGCCAUACUACAUUACGGGGAUCCAGCCGCUCUAGCUCAAGCAAUUUGGACGCUAUGUGUCAACAUCACUGUCACAGGCCUUAUUGGUCUGCUUGUUGACCUAUUUUAUGCCCGACGGAUAUAUUAUUUGUCGAAUCACAACGUGCCCCUAUUGGCUGCCACCGUCGUUCUGCCAGUCUGUCGCUUGGGAACCAGCAUAGGUGCAUAUUCAAGCUACCUAUAUAUGAAAGAUUUUGAAUUGGAAAACUGGCUUUGUCGCCUUUUAGGUAUCACCGUUUAUAGUAUACAACUUAAGGACUUCGUUCGUUUUAAACUCCACAGUAACACUAGUCUCGUCAGGGCUUCAGCGACUAUCCACGUAGUGACAGAUAUACUGGUCGCGGGAUCGCUUUGUUAUUUUCUCCAUAACAAUCGCAAUGGGAUCAAACGUACCGACACGAUGAUUAACAGACUCAUGGUCUACACGGUUCAUACCGGUCUUAUAACAGCGGUUGCGGAUAUCCUUGUCAUUGCCUUUAACAUAGCAUACCCUGGCAAUCUUGUAUUUCUGGCAGUCUAUCAAGUCAUCGCGAACUUGUAUUCAAACUCCUUACUUGCUACGUUGAACGCUCGCAGACCUUCUAAGCCGGUCCAUGAUCACUUUACGACCGAAGCCGACAUGUUGAGUCUCUCUAUUGCAACUUCCAACCCGAACAAGCGUCGUGUUGAUAUUAAUAUGACGUCCACUACUGAUAUCGCGGAAGAUACGGACAUAAACUCUUCCACUAACCCUAGUUCUAAGGUCGGAAGCCUCUGA